AUGAUCAGGGGUUUAUCGGGUUAUUGGGCUUUGAUAUAUACAAAGCCCUUCCUGAUUUGUCCAAAGAGCAUUAUUCUUGAUUUUAGAUACUUUAGCCACUUGUAUUCUGACAUGCUAUUUUUGGCACGGGGACGGUACAAUAUUAUCAGGAAUUACAUGCCUAAAGUUGGCUCACUUGGACUUCAUACGAUGUUUAGAACAUGCACUGUUCAGGUUAAUCUGGACUUCAUCUCUGAAGCUGACAUGACCAGAAAAUUCCGCGCUGGUCUUGCUUUGCAGCCGAUAGCGACAGCUCUAUUUGCAAAUUCCCCUUUCACUGAAGGAAGGCCAAAUGGUUAUCUCAGCAUGAGAAGCAAAAUAUGGACUGAUACCGACAACAAUCGUGCUGGCAUGCUUCCCUUUGUUUUUGAUGACUCUUUUGGGUUUGAACAGUAUGUUGACUAUGCUCUAGAUGUGCCAAUGUAUUUUGUUUAUCGUAAAAAGAAGUACAUGGACUGUACUGGGAUGUCAUUUCGGGACUUUAUGGCUGGAAAACUUCCUUGCCUUCCGGGUGAAUUGCCUACCCUUAACGAUUGGGAGAAUCAUUUGACAACAAUAUAUCCUGAGGUCAGGUUAAAGAGAUACUUGGAGAUGCGGGGUGCUGAUGGAGGGCCUUUGAGGAGGUUAUGUGCUUUGCCAGCAUUUUGGGUAGGCUUAUUAUAUGAUGAAGUCUCGCUCCAAAAUGUUCUGGAUAUGACAGCUGAUUGGACAAAGGAAGAACGAGAAAUGUUGAGGAAUAAGGUAGUAGCAAAGUCUUCAUAGCCUUACGUGUAUUAAUCUUUUCACAGUUAGAGGUAUUGUACUCCAUUUCUUUAUAGUCUGUUUUUGUGCCCAUUGACGCUGGGGUACCUUUUUCUUUUCUUUUUUUUGAUGUUCAUCAAACCGGCUUUUUUUGUGAAAUCGAAGUUGCGCGCUGUUCAUCACUUGGCACAUAGCACAUUAUCAGAUAGGAUAUUAAAAUUUCCAGCUGUUGUGUUUGUCGAGUCUUUAGUUUGUACUCUAUGGCAUCGUGCCCAGAGAACCUCCCGAAUUUUCAAGACCUCCCAUUACAUGGUCAGCUGCUCUUGGUAUCCUUUUCCUAACUAUGUUUGGUGAACUUGACUGCUACAUGUAACAGUCCUUCAUUUCAAGUCUGUCAAUGCAGCACUUCGUAAAGCUUA
Molecule: messenger RNA, 1199 nt
Organism: Tripterygium wilfordii
Lineage: Eukaryota; Viridiplantae; Streptophyta; Magnoliopsida; Celastrales; Celastraceae
Product: glutamate--cysteine ligase, chloroplastic-like
Exons: 8
Coding region: 1-801 (266 amino acids)
Biological process (GO): glutathione biosynthetic process; modified amino acid biosynthetic process
Molecular function (GO): glutamate-cysteine ligase activity
Source: RefSeq, a predicted model, not a curated record